This is a messenger RNA of Geodia barretti, 292 nucleotides long. The record is from the annotation of a GenBank genome assembly. Lineage: Eukaryota; Metazoa; Porifera; Demospongiae; Tetractinellida; Geodiidae.
UAUGUAUAUACAUGGCAAGGAGGGAGAUGGGCUCAAAGCAGACACAGAAAACUGUCUCGUGGAAAAAGAAAAUCAAGAUAUCAGUUAUUUUGAUCAACAUUUUGUACAGAUCAUGUUUUGCGGGAUACAUUUCUUACAUGAAAUGCUGUUGAACUUGUUGAAAAUCAACAGAAAAAACAAGGUUUCAUAUCAUGUUUUCAUGUUACUUUUGUUAGCUCACGAGGUUCAUAUGAGAAAUCAGGAACCUCGUACUAACAAAUCUGAUUGGUCGAUUCGAAUCAGCUAUGCACUA